Molecule: messenger RNA, 1056 nt
Organism: Symbiodinium sp. CCMP2592
Lineage: Eukaryota; Dinophyceae; Suessiales; Symbiodiniaceae
Source: the annotation of a GenBank genome assembly
GAGUCUUGGGCCGCCGCGCUCUUCGACUACGGCAAGUACGAGGUGCUGCGGUUCCUGCUCUCCAACCUCCGUUGGUGGAUUGAGGAGUACGGCAUCGAUGGCUUCUGCUUCGCAGGCAUCACGAGCAUGCUGUACCACUCCCACGGAAUCGGCAAGUCCUUUGCCAACUCCAAAGAGCACUUCGGCUGGGACGCGGACCUCGAGCUUCCAACUCAGUUCGAGCUCAGUUCGCUGCUGUCUGCUGCUCCGCACGACGGGACGGGACGGGGGGAGUCUGCGUCUGCUGAAAUUCAGCGCCUCAGAGCUCCGCUCCCGGCCGCAGCGGCGCGCGGGCUCUCUCUUUCCUCGCGCGGUGAGCCUCGAAGUGCGCUGUCGUUGUUGUGUGUGUUGUGUGCUUGCACGCAAGGUGUUCCCUUCGGCACAGGUGUUGUUAUGUGGCGAGAAUUGAGCGUUGCGCUGGCAUCUGAAGAUACGUAUGCAAAUAUGGCUGUGCUGAGGUCCGCCACGUAUCUGAUGCUGGCGAACCACCUGGUGCAUCGCCUGCUGCCCUCCUCUGGCAUCACCUUGGCGGAGGACUGGCGCCGGGGGGGGCCCCGCGGGGGGGCCCAGCCGCAGCUGUGGCGGCCAGGACUUCUCGAGCCAUCCCGUGCUCUGCCGCAGCGUGGAAGACGGGGGCUUCGGCUUUGGGCCUCAGCAGACUCAGCCGAAGAAAGGGCCGAGCCCAAGUUGCCCAGGCUUCAGCGGCCGGCUGGUGCCCUCCAGCCCGGAGCCAAGAGGGCGUGGGCGCGGCGCGUGCAGAAAAACCCUUUCCAAGUUGGUUUGCAGGCGCCCAGCUCUUCCGGCAGCUGCUCCAGGACCGCGGAAAGCGACGGCUGCGCGCGCGUGUGCCGUGUGUGCCGUGUGUGCCGUGUGUGCCGUGUGUGCCGUGAGCCCCCGGCCCCCUUUGCUCAGGAGCCCGAGGAGGCCUGGAACGUGACGGACCUGGUGAGGACGCUCUGGCGCCCUCCCAAGCUUUCACUUCGCUCUGCCGUGGCUUUGAGUUUUGUCCUGUCCUAA